Molecule: messenger RNA, 1267 nt
Organism: Triticum dicoccoides
Lineage: Eukaryota; Viridiplantae; Streptophyta; Magnoliopsida; Poales; Poaceae
Product: proteasome assembly chaperone 2-like
Exons: 8
Coding region: 117-959 (280 amino acids)
Biological process (GO): proteasome assembly
Cellular component (GO): nucleus; cytosol
Source: RefSeq, a predicted model, not a curated record
GCGUUCUGCUCCUCCGCUCUGUUCCUCAGACUCUCGUCUCGCUUGUUCCUCAACUUCCGGCGCAAGCUGAACCCUCGGACCCGACCGCGGCAGCCGCCGAUCCAGCCCCCGCCGCGAUGGAAUUCUCCCUCGUCGACGGCGAGAAGUUCUCGCCCUCCUGCUCCACGCUCGUCAUGCCCGCGCUUUCGAUCGGCAACGUGGGGCAGCUCGCCGUGGACCUGCUGAUUCCGUCGGCGAAGGCGAGGCGCGUGGCGUACCUCGACGAGCCCUCCGUGCUGCCCUGCAUCGGCAACGACGCCUUCGGACCGGACGCCGCGGGCGACCUCGCGCUCGCGCUCGAAGAGUAUGAAUCAAUGUCUCAUGGGCUGGCUUUCAUUCAACAAAGAUCUCCAAUUAUUACAGGGAUGAUGGUUUCGUUUGCAAAAAAUGUUGCUAAUUUCAUCAGUAGCAUUGGGAAGGACCAUGUUGUUAUCCUUUCAAGUUUAGACUCUGGCAAGAGAAGAGUAAUUGAUGCAUCCAGUGAUAUGCUGUAUUACCUUUCAAGUUGCAAUGAAGAUGGUUCUGAUCCAGAAUGUGAGAAACUAGGGUGGAAGAAACUUGAGGAAUAUGAUCCAUCUCAACGACUAUGGAAAUGUCUUGCUAGUCUAGUUGAGGGCGGUGUUCUUUUAGAAGACAUGGCUGAUGAUCCUGAAGAGAUGACCAUAAGUGAUUACUAUGCGACCUUGCCAUUUGCAGCUCUAUUCUUCGCCUGCAAGGCCAAAGGUUUGAAAGUUAGCUGUGUGUUAUGCUACUGUUCAGAAGGGGACAAUAUGCCAGAAUCUUUUCACUUGGCAGAGGCAGUAUGCAAACUUCUAGGUCAAGACCCUGAACAGUUCCACGGAAAUGGGUCAAAUGGAUGGACUAUUCCCUUGUCAUGGAAAUCAAUUUAUGGACCACCACCUGAUAUGUCUAUUUUCUAGACUGACUAACCUAGGAUAGCAUCAAAGCAUAAUACAGGGACGCUCAGUUUAGGGAAUAGCGUGCACAAAUGUGUGUGUGCCGCCUUGUUUGCUUCUCUGCAGAUAUGACUAAACUUAAUCCCUUGAAAGUUAAUCUCAUAUCGAGUAUGGCAAUGUUACGCCCAGUAAUAUUUGAACAUCUUCGCUACAAUUUCAUGCUCUCUGGAUUUUUUGUUCAUUGGCUUUGUUUAUUUUUGUUGUUUUGUAUGAAAUGAUCUUUCUUGUUACAAACUGUCAUAUUUUUCAUUUUUAAUGAUAUUAUUCCGCCU